CUUGGAUGGGCGCUGCGGCCUUCGCGGCCACGGGACUUGAUGGGUGGGGUUGGCUGUGUCUGUAGAUGAAGGGGUUAGCGGAGCCGCCAUGUUCACCCAGCAGCUCCAACAACAGCAGCUCCAGCAACAGCAGCAGUUGCUGCAAAUCCAGCAGCUGCUCCAGCAGUCCCCCCCGCAGGCCCCCUUGCCCCUGGCGGUCAGCCGGGGGCUGCCCCAGCAGCAGACACAGCAGCAGCUUCUGAGCGUCCAGGGCACCGGCUCUGCCUCCCUCCUCAACGGGCCUAUGCUACAGAGAGCUCUGCUGCUGCAGCAGCUGCAAGGACUGGACCAGUUUGCAAUGCCACCAGCCACGUAUGACAGUGCCUGUCUCACCAUGCCCACGGCAACACUGGGGAACCUGCGUGGGUACAGCCUGGCAGCCCCGAGCCUCUCGCCCCCGCAGCUGGCCACCCCGAACCUGCAGCAGUUCUUUCCUCAGGCCACGCGCCAGUCCCUGCUGGGCCCCCCUCCCGUCGGACUCCCCAUGAACCCCCCGCAGCUCGGCCUCUCAGGGCGGACCCCCCAGAAGCAGGCCCGGACCCCUGCCUGCACCACCCCUAGUCGCAAGGAUUCCUCUUCUCAGACGGUGCCCGGGGAAGACAGGCCAGACCCCCCAGAGGGGUCUGAAGCAGCUGCAGCGCCCCCAGAGGAGGUGCCUGAAGACCAAGAUUCGGCCCCCUGCCCAGACACCAUCUCUAGGGAGAAGCACGCGCUGCCGCCUGAGCCCGAGCCCGAGCCCGAGCCCGAGCCUUGUGAGCUGUCGGAGCCCCCGGCCAAGAGGUCAAAGAGCUCCGAGGAGCCCGCAGAGCCGGCGCCCACAGGACAGCUCAAGGUGAAGGUCCAGCCCCAGGCCCGGACGACAGCACCAAAGCAGACACAGACGCCGGAGCUACUGCCCGAGCCAGUGGAAGCCCGGGUGCAGCCCCGAUUCCAGCCACGGGUUCUGCAGGUCCAGGCCCAGGUGCAGCCGCAGACUCAGCCACGGAUGCCGCCAGCGGAGCCCCGGGUGCAGCCAAAGCUGCAGAAGCAGGCACAGACACAGACCUCCCCAGAGCACUUGGUGCCGCGGCAGGAGCAGGCGCAGCCCGGGCGGCUGCGGGAGGCAGAGCCCCAGAAGCAGGUGCAGCCGCCAGCACGCCCGCCGCCCCCGAGGCAGGCGGAGCCGCAGCCGCUGAAGCAGGCCCAGACGCAGACGUAUCCACAGGUACUCCCCCAAGCACAGCCAGGGCUCCAGCCGCAGGAGCAGCCUGCUGAGCAGUUGCCAGAGCGGACCCAGCCACACGCGUCGUGGCCAGCACCGGAGCAGGCCCCGGUUCCGGUUCACGCCACAGCGCCGGAGACGCCGUCUGAUUCGGGAGAAGCUGCGGGAGACGAGGGCGAGGCCUUGCCGGAGCCACCGGGCGCCCAGGACGGCGUGGAAGAGAGUGGGGAGGAGCCGGCCCGUGGCCUGGACGUGGGAGAAUGUGAACGAAGGGCGCGAGAGAUGCUAGGGACGUGGGGCGCCGGGGGCUCCCUGAAGGUCACCAUCCUGCAAAGCAGCGACAGCAGGGCCUUCAGCACCACGCCCCUCCCACCCGGCCCGCGUCCCGGCGGUGACGCCUCCCGUGUGCCCGCGGCCGCCAGCCCGCCCUCUAAGCCGGGCCUCCAGUUCUUCUGCUACAUCUGUAAAGCCAACUGCAGCAGCCAGCAGGAGUUCCAGGACCACAUGCUGGGGGCUCAGCACCAGCAGCGGCUCGGGGACAUCCAGCACAUGAGCCAAGCCUGCCUGCUGUCCCUGCUGCCUGUGCCCCGGGACGUCCUGGAGAGAGACGAGGAGCCUCCGCCCCGGCGCUGGUGCAACACCUGCCAGGUCUACUACGUGGGGGACCUGAUCCAGCACCGCAGGACGCAGGACCACAAGAUCGCCAAGCAGUCCCUGCGCCCCUUCUGCACGGCUUGCAGCCGCUACUUCAGGACCCCCCGCAAGUUUGUGGAGCAUGUCAAGUCCCAGGGCCACAAGGACAAGGCCAAGGAGCUGAAGAUGCUGGAGAAGGAGGUGGCUGGCCAGGACGAGGACCACUUCAUCACAGUGGACGCCGUGGGCUGCUUUGAGGGGGACGAGGACGAGGAGGACGACGACGAGGACGACGAAGAGAUUGAGGUCGAGGAGGAACUCUGCAAGCAGGUGAGAUCCAGAGACAUCUCCAUAGAGGAGUGGAAGGGCUCAGAGACCUACAACCCCAACACGGCCUACGGCGUGGACUUCCUGGUGCCCGUGAUGGGCUACGUGUGCCGCAUCUGCCACAAGUUCUACCACAGCAACUCGGGGGCGCAGCUCUCCCACUGCAAAUCCCUGGCCCACUUCGAGAACCUGCAGAAAUACAAGGCGGCCAAGAACCCCAGCCCCACCAGCCGGCCCGUGAGCCGCCGGUGUGCGAUCAAUGCUCGCAACGCCUUGACUGCUCUGUUCACCGCUGGCGGCCGCUCACCCAUCCAGCCCAGCACGCAGGACACGGCCAAGACCGCCAGCAAGGUGACAGCUCAGCUCCCCAAACCGCCCCCUCGGCGCUCCACCCGCCUCAAAUCUUGAUAGAGGGCGCGCCCCGUGCCCGGGGGCCAGGUGGGCUAAGGCUGUCUGGGCUCUGCAGACUUUGACGUGGUUGGCGUUCUUACUUGACAUCAAUAAAGAAGGUAGUUUGGCUA
This is a messenger RNA of Oryctolagus cuniculus (rabbit), 2721 nucleotides long. Lineage: Eukaryota; Metazoa; Chordata; Mammalia; Lagomorpha; Leporidae. The record is from RefSeq and is a predicted model, not a curated record.